Messenger RNA from Striga asiatica, 3778 nucleotides. Lineage: Eukaryota; Viridiplantae; Streptophyta; Magnoliopsida; Lamiales; Orobanchaceae. The record is from the annotation of a GenBank genome assembly.
CUACUCUCCUCUCUACCUUCAUUUCAAUCCUCUUCUCUGUUUAUUCCUUGAAAUUUCUAUCUGGCCUUGUCCUCUAAUUUUUGUCUACCUCAGGCAUGGCAAUUAAUAUAUAAUAAAUUUUGAGUUGAAAUUUCAACCUGGUUUUCUUACUGUUGGUUCCUCUACCGGAAUUUUGAUUGUUUUCAUAUGCAGCUUUGUUGGAAUCAGAAUUAUCAGUAAACAAAGUGUUUAUGAAUCAGACUGAUGGAGAGCAGACAGCACCGAUCAGUAGACGACACCUGCAGAAGAAAGCUCCAGAGGAUGAGAGUGAAGAGCAAUCCUUUGAAAUGUUUGCUGAACAAGGCCAAUAGAUUCAAAUUCCACUCACUGAAACUGCUUCUAAUCGUCAUCCUAGCAGCCACUUUUAUCACCAUCUUCUCUUUCCCGUCCGCUUGCCCUCGAAGCAGCAGUGUUUCUCGACGGGUUUUCGUGAGACGGUGGUUAUGGGGAGGACCGGAUCCACGUUACGUCUCGGAUCUCGUCAUAAACUGGGACGAAAUCACGAACGCCCUCAACAAGCUGCCCGACAGAAUCGAAUCCAUCGGCCUCGUUAAUUUCGACGAGCGCGAAAUCCAGCAGUGGAAGCAACUGCAGGUGGCGAAUGACUCGAAAACAGUUUCCCUACAUCUGGACUCCGCCCAAAGCAACCUCACUUGGGAGUCGCUUUACCCUGAGUGGAUAGACGAAGAGCAAGAGGAGGUGGUCCCCACGUGCCCUUCACUCCCACAUAUUGAGAUCCCAAGGCAGCGGUUCGACCUCAUUGCCGUCAAGCUUCCUUGUCGUGGCCGGGAGUGGUCGAGGGACGUUGCCCGUCUUCACCUACAGAUAUCAGCAGCUCGUCUGGCGGCAGCCACCACGCGCCAACUGCAUCUGCUUUUCCUCACUAACUGCUUCCCGAUGCCUAACUUGUUCCCGUGCAGGGAUUUGGUCAUGCGCCAGGGUGACGUGUGGCUCUACAGACCGCGCUUGGACGCGUUGAGAGAGAAGCUUCGGCUCCCAGUAGGGUCCUGCGAGCUCGCUCUCCCCCUCGGAUCUGUAGGAGAUAGAUAUCACGAGUACUGGGGAAGAGAAAGGGUGCGGCGGGAGGCGUAUGCCACGAUCCUCCACUCGGCGCACGACUACGUGUGCGGGGCGAUCGCAGCAGCGCAGAGCAUCCGCAUGUCGGGGUCCACCAGGGACCUCGUCAUACUGGUGGACGAGACAAUCAGCGGCUACCACAGGAGCGGGCUCGAGAUGGCCGGCUGGAAAGUCCGCACCAUAGCCCGCAUCCGAAACCCCAGGGCCGAGAAGGACGCGUACAACGAGUGGAACUAUAGUAAGUUCCGGCUCUGGCAGCUGACGGACUACGACCGAAUCAUCUUCAUCGACGCCGACCUCCUAAUCCUCCGCAACAUCGACUUCCUCUUCGGGAUGCCGCAGAUAUCUGCCACCGGCAACAACGGCACCCUAUUCAACUCCGGCGUCAUGGUGAUCGAGCCCUCCAACUGCACCUUUCGGCUCCUGAUGGACCACAUAAACGAGAUCGAGUCGUACAACGGCGGGGACCAGGGCUACUUGAACGAGAUAUUCACUUGGUGGCAUCGACUGCCCAAGCACGUGAACUUCCUUAAGAACUUCUGGGCCGGAGAUGAUGACAUCGUCCGCCGAAAGAAGGUUGCUCUCUUUAAGGCCGACCCGCCGAUUCUGUAUGUCCUUCACUACUUGGGGAACAAGCCGUGGAUGUGCUUCAGGGACUAUGAUUGUAACUGGAAUGUGGACAUAUUGCGGGAGUUUGCUAGUGACGAGGCUCACGCCAAGUGGUGGAGGGUGCACGAUGCCAUGCCUGAUAAGCUAAAGGAGUUUUGUCUAUUGGCGUCCAAGCAGAAGGCCCAACUGGAGUGGGACAGGAGACAGGCGGAGAAAGGGAACUACUCGGACGGGCACUGGAGGAUUAAGGUGAGAGACGAGAGGGUCAACAAGUGCAUUGACCAGUACUGCAAUUGGCGGGGUAUGUUGAGGCAUUGGGGCGAGACGAACUGGACGGAUAGUGAGUUACCAGUUUCUACUCCACCGGCAUUGAGCAAGAGCUGAAUUGGGUAGGUUUCUGAUUGGUAUAAGAGUUGUUGAAUGUUGGAGUCUCUGUAUGUAGAUAGAGAUUUUGCUUUGAGCACUUUGGUUUUGUGGAUAUGUUACUUUUGGUCCUUCCUUUUUGUUAUGUUUCAUUAUUUUCCUUUUUUUUAUUCUUUGGAUGGUGACUCAAGGACUCGGGAUUGAGGGACUUCAUUCAAUUACAAUCUUGAACAUAUUUGCUUUUCCUCUCAUCAUCUCGGAGAAAACUUCUCCAGGAAAAAAGAAAAAAGAAUGUCACUAUGCUUAUACUUUUAUCGGUUUUGUAGUUUCCAAUAACUGAAAUUUCUCUUCUUCAGCUUAAUGGGAAACAAGGGGUACUUUCAAAAAUCAUACGACAUCCACAACUUGCUCCCAUUUGUUUACUCCCAAAUCAACUGCAUCAGUAAAGAAUUAGUUUCUACAUGUAACAACAAUUAAUUAUUGCAUUCUGCCAAUGUUGGUAUCUAAGUUGAAAGAUAAAAACAUAAGAAUUUUCUUAAUAUUUGCAAAAGCAAGCCUAAUCAUAAAACUACUGGUCUUAUACUCAGCACAGCAGCAAAUACAUGUUUAACUAUGGGAAGAAAAAAUUAGAUGUUGGUUAACUAUCUACUAUUCGCGAGUCAAGUUUGGCACCAGAAGUAGACAAACAAUAUCAUCACUCAGCUAUGAUCUCAAGAAGAUGCUGUGACCCAUCUAUUGCCCUGAAUGAAAUUUUCCAAGGUGUAUGAAUUCACAUGCUCGGCCGGUAUCUGGCUACUCCAGCCUACUCGGCCGGACACAUUAGAUCCAGGGCCCGUAUUCCCAAAUUCACCAAAAUAGAGGGUGCCGAGUGCAAAUUCACCAUCCCAGGGCAUCCACCCAUCAGGCGCAAUAAGAGCCUCCAACGUGCAGUUAAUGAAAAGCGUCCUCGAAUACUCUUUCCACGGCCUGCCCAAGAAAUUCUUGUGCACGUCGGGUUUCGCACGAUACAGACGCAUGUAUUCAUCAGUUCCGUUUAUCACGCAAUUCCGGAAGACAAAACCUGUAGACUGGCCAGGAUCUAUUCUGGCGUGGGCAGUGACUACAUUAUUCUCGCCCUUUUCUGGAUCGACUUGCCGAGGGGCGACUAAUAUGAGGCAGUCCUCGAAAAAAGAGGCUGAGUGUCCGAAUAUGAAAUCAAUGUUCCCUAGGAUGCGGCACGAUUUGUAGUACUGCCGCAGGCUGUGGGCAUAAAGGGUGUCUUGAUUGCCAAUGAAUUCGCAGUUUUGGAUGAUGGAUAGAUCGCUGUCUGACCGGAAAGCUACUGCUUGAUGAGCUUCCGGGCCUGCUGUGUUCUGUAUUGUGAGACCGCUUGCCAUGAAUCCAUCACCAAAAACUGACCGACAGUGGCGGUAUUGUAAGUGGUAAGGCCGUGGUGGCCCACGCUGGCAUUAGCUGUAAUGACGGUAUUACCCAUGCCUUGGCCGAGAAGGACAACAUUCUUCUUCUCCAAGGGGACCCUAACCGUCUCCUCGUACAUCCCAGCUUUAAUCCCUAUCACAAACCGCCAAUCACUAUUAUUGGGAGCCGAAUCCACGGCCUCCUGCACCGUCCCAUAAUCGCACUGCCCGCCUUCGCGGCACACGCUCACGUUCGGUCUAGAGAAAUCAGAAGGAAAAAAAGAAGAAGAAUA